Mastomys coucha (southern multimammate mouse) is the source of this 6419-nucleotide messenger RNA. It is a transcript of the gene C2cd4c, whose product is annotated as C2 calcium dependent domain containing 4C. The record is from RefSeq and is a predicted model, not a curated record. NCBI's taxonomy places the organism in Eukaryota, Metazoa, Chordata, Mammalia, Rodentia, Muridae. The coding region runs from base 177 to 1445 and encodes 422 amino acids. The transcript has 2 exons.
GGCGCGCGGCCGCAUUCGGAGGAAUACGGCUUGGUGGGCGGUUUCCCGCGCCGAGCAGAGAGCUGGCCACUGCGCUGCCGCUUCGCUCGCCGCUGCGCCGGGCCAUAGCCGUGCUCCGCGUUCCGGAGUCGCCGCAGCCCGCGGGACAGACUCCUGGUCUCUUGCCUGUUGCCCUCAUGAGAAAAACCAACAUGUGGUUCUUGGAACGACUUCGGGGGUCUGGGGAGAACGGAGCCAGCCGCGGGGUGGGUGGCGAGGCUGGGGACAAAGCCUCCAAGGGACCUUUGUAUAGCAACGUGCUGACUCCGGACAAGAUCCCCGACUUCUUCAUCCCGCCCAAGCUGCCCUCUGGCCCCAUAGAGGCUGAGGGACAGGCGGACCUGGGUCCCUCCACCUCAGAGCAAAACCUGUCUUCACCUGGGCCACGUCGAGCACCUCGCAGUCCCCGGCUGCCAGUCAAGUUGGCCACAGAAAGCAGGAGCCUGCUGAAGGCAGCCACACGACAUGUGAUUCAGAUAGAGAGCGCGGAGGACUGGACAGCCGAGGAAGCCACCAACGCUGACCCCCAGGCGCAGGGUGCCAUGUCAUUGCCCUCUGUGCCCAAAGCUCAGACAUCCUAUGGCUUUGCCACACUGGCCGAGAGCCCCCACACUAGACGCAAGGAGUCCCUUUUCCACAGUGAGCACGGGGCCCUGGCCCAGGUUGGAUCCCCUGGUGCUGGCCGCCGGCGAGUAGGGGCCAAGGCCAAUGGAGGUGAUGGGGGAUCCCGGGAGGUUGGGGGGGCCCUGAUGAGCCCUAGCCGCUACUUCAGUGGCGGGGAAAGUGACACAGGGUCCUCUGCUGAGUCGUCCCCCUUCGGGUCCCCUCUGCUGUCUCGCUCUGUCUCGCUGCUCAAGGGCUUCGCCCAGGACAGCCAGGCCAAAGUGAGCCAGCUGAAACAGUCGGUAGGUCGCCAUGGCUCCCUUUCUGCGGAUGACAGCACACCAGACACCAGCCCAGGUGUCCGUCGCCGCCUGACCCGCAGGGGUACUCCGGAGCCAGGCCCGGAGUCUGGCCAGGCACCACGUGGAGAGCACACAGUGCGGAUGGGCACCAGGGGCAGCGUGAGGCUGCUGGCCGAGUACGAGGCUGCUCAGGCCCGCCUGCGUGUGCGCCUGCUGGCGGCCGAGGGCCUGUAUGACCGGCCCUGUGAUGCCCGGAGCAUCAAUUGCUGCGUGGGGCUGUGCCUGGUGCCAGGGAAGCUGCAGAAGCAGCGGAGCACCAUCAUCAAAAACAGCCGCCACCCCAUCUUCAACGAGGACUUCUUCUUUGACGGCCUGGGGCCAGCCAGUGUGCGUAAGCUGGCCCUCAGAAUCAAGGUGGUCAAUAAGGGUAGCAGCCUCAAGAGGGACACACUCCUCGGGGAGGAGGAACUGCCACUGACCUCCCUGUUGCCCUUUCUGUGAGGUCACUGGUUCCUCCCUUCUAUACUUAGCUCAGCUGAGCGGGGUGGGGGUGGGCGGGGCCUGUUGCCCGGCGUUCCCUGGGUCUCUUAGUGGAUUGCUCUUUUCUUAGAAGAUAGGCUGCAGGGACCAACACGCUCUACUGACCGGAACCCCUUUUCCCUCCACCUUGGUUCAUCCACAUAGCGUUGUGGGGUUCGUAGCAGUCCCAGGAUGCCGAUACCUAAGGCAUCUGGGACCCAGAGCAGAGUUCCCUGAGUGUGGAACUUGUCCUGCUCCCGCCCCCCUUUUGCUGCACGCGGGUGUUUUUCCGCACAGACUGGUUGCUCAGAUGCUCUAAGAACUUCUUUGUGACAUCCCCCAGUCUGUUGGAGGUCAUCUUCCCUGGCCAGGCUGGCUCCAGGUAGGCCUAGCCUCCCAGGUUCUGACGCUGAGGUUCCAUCCAGAGCCGUAGGAGGGCUUGGCCUUCCGCAGGAGGUGGGGAGAACAAGAAAGCCAGAGUGCACAGGGAGCCGAAGGAGGCGGUGACGCUUGGCUGACGGCUCUUUGGCACAGGCUUCCCUCCACUCCUGCUGAUCAGCCAGAGCCACCUGUAACCCAGGAGCUUCUGCCGCAAGCCUGUGGCUCUCUCCUCAUCUUGCAAGCUACAAACCACCUUCCCAGGGUGCCCCUUGGCAAGUCGCCCUUUGUUCCAGAAUGUAAAUAGGCUAUAGCUGUGGUGGGUGGGCUGUGUGUGUGUGUGUGUGUGUGCCUGUGCACAUGUGUUUGUGUUGGGGGGCAGGAUUCUGGGUUGUGUAUGUGUAUGUCUUUCCUACACAGGAAAUCCUCAUGGGGUGGGAUACAUGGGUCCCUGAAUGGCUGCUGUGUUUUGCACAAACCCUAAGACUCAGAACAGAAUGAACUGCCCAUUGGGUAAUGGUGGAUAAGGGAGGGCCCAGCAUCCCUUUUGUCUUUUGCUGUUUCCUCAAACUCCAAAAGCCCUUGUCCCUCUAGAAAAGGGUCUUGGGGUUGAUUGCUUGGACCCUUGAGGAGAUCCCCCACCCCAACCCCUGUGCCUGGUUCCCAUUGUCUCUGGGACUAGGACACAUCCAGGACCUGGGCUGGUCAGUUGGAGUGGUGGGCAGAGGGUCCCGGGGUCUCCUGCUGUUUUCUGUCUCCCAUCUGCUAUGCUCUGCGGGGCCCUGUUUCUAUACCCUGUACUGUUUGAUAUCUCUGUUUGCAGUUGACCAUGUGAAUCUUUUAAGACGCCUCCCCCAAAUGUGUUUGUUUAUAAUGCUGUUUUUAGUGCAGUAAAGGUGUUUGGGGAGUGCGGGGGUGCAGGCCUGCUUGAUUUGUGUUUAAUAACAACAGGGGUUUCUCUGUGGCUGGCUGGCAGGUGGGGGAGCCUGGGGUGAGGCAGACCUUUCUCACACUCCUACUCUCUGCUGCUUGGGGCUGAACAGCAGACAGAAGAGGGAGGGAGACCUUGGCGGUGAUGAUGAGGGCUCACUGGCCCAGGGCUGGGCUCUGUCCUUAAUCGCCAUCCACACAGCUCAUCCCAUCCUCACUACAGUUGGCAGAGCGGACGUUGUGGCUAUCCCACGAGGUGCUGGAGGCUUGUGGACUCUGCCGAAAGCCCAGCUAUCUGGUGGAGGUUGGGAGGGGAGACAAGCUGUGCAGUCCCCAGAGAGCUAUCUCCAUUUUCUUUCUAGGUUUUGCCAAUUUAGUCUCUUUAAGUACUGCCAGUUGUCUAAACCAGGAACUGGCCUGGACCUGUUUGGCCCAGGGAGACCAGAAGACAGGUCUAGAAGCUGCUGCCCAGGUGGUAGGCACUUCCUACGGGAAGCCCUCUAGGGCCUCUGAACUGGAACAGGGUUUUCUCUGCAGUGAGUCCCUGUGUAGGGGUGAUUCUGACACUGAAGUUGGGACAUCUAGUCCCUGGGAGUCACCGUUCUCAUGCACACAUACAUGUUCAGCACACCCAAGGGUGCUGGGUGAGGAUGCCUCAGAUAGACAUUAGGUGGACAGCAGGCCCUGUUUAGAGGUGGAAAAGCCCCGCUGCCCCUCAUCACCUUGGGGACACUCUGUCAACAUGGGCUCCCAACCUCUGUCCCGUGGGUGGGUUGGACCUAUGCUAAGGGGAAGACCUGCUGUACUGUGACACCUGUGGCCUUCUGCCAACCUGGGCAUGGGUAACAGCAAUGGAGGAAAGAAGCUGGGAAAUCUGAGAGUGUGUGGGAAGGGCUGGGAAGGCUGGGUGUCCUGGUGCCCUGGUGACUGGAGGGAGGGUCAGGGCUAUGGCCUGACAUAUCUCCUAGACUGCCACGACCAGGGGACAGCUCCUGCUGUCUACCCAAGGCCCCGCAGCCUCUCUGAUCCUCAUCAGGAUCCCACAUCCCUUUGACCCCAGCACAGGACCGUGUCCCUCUCUGCCCAGGACCAAUCAGUUUAGCUUAGUGCCCCAGGGCACAUCAAGUCCUUAUGUUGCCACUGGGAUCCCCCUGCUGGCUCAGGGUCCCUAGCGGCUCUUCCUGCCCGUGGCCACAUGAUUAGCACCACUGAGGCUGAGGUCCUAGGAUGGGUUGCCAGGGCAACUGGCCUUCUCCUGGGCCACACUCAUGCUAUUCCAGAGCUGAUGUCAUCUCUUGGAGGCAAGUGUUCUGUGUGUCACACUGACACCCUGUGUGCCUCUGAACACAUCCCUGUCUUGGUCUGUACACUUUUUGUUUGUAUGUCUUUACCAGCAUCCAUAUGUAAUGUGUGUGUGCCCUUUUAUGGCCAUGUUUUACGCCAUGUCUCUGUGUCUGGUUGUGGCUUCCCUGGGCCAAAGCACAGGGCCUGCAUCAUGAUUUCCAAUACUCUUGCUGUCUGAAGCUGAGAGCCCCUUCGAGUCUGGUCCCCACUCUGCCUCAUACUGCCUGGGAGGAAAACUUGAGGAAGCAUAGACCGUGUCUGGCAUUGCCUGUUGACAUGAGUCCCAGGAGAACUUCUCUCUGCCUUGCAACAGCCAGGGGACUCAGGCCGCAAGGUCUGUGGAGAUGGCAGAGGCCUGAGUGUCAGCAUGCGCCCUGCCAGCGUGGCUUCUGUCUGAGCUGUCUUCCCUUGAAGAUGCAGUGGGCAGCCGGGUGCUCAUAGCAGAAGCCUCUUAGGACUCCACUCACAGCUGACGCACCUUCCUCAGAGGGAACUAGUGUAAGGAACACUGGGAUGAGGGGGAGGGUCCCAUCCCUGUUGGUUGCCUGGGUCCAGCUGUGCCUGCUGUCCACGGCUGGACAUCCUUUUAGCCUGGAAAGGUGAUGAAGUCCCCUCUGUGCUCUAGCCUGAUGGCUUUCAUCAAGAAUGCAGUAAGCCUAUGGCCGAAGGGUGAGGUCACUGUCCUGGGAUGCCCCAGGACGAAGCACACAAGGGACACAGCCCCAGAAGCCUGGGCAGUGAAAACUUGCAAAGCAUGAGCCUCCUGCCUGAGAUUUGUAGGACUGAACCUAGGAAGGGGACAGAGGAAGGUAGUCUGGGGUUGGGGGGCCAAGGAAGAGAGUAGAGGAAAGGUUGGGCAGCAGGGAUGGCUCACUCGUGCCCUGUAUGCCCUUGCUGACCCUACUCUGUAGCGGUUCAUGAACUCUGGAGCCCUACCUGCCAUCCCUAGGCCCACCCACUGACGCGGGGCACUGCGGCUGUUUGAGGGGCCUCCCUUCAUCUCCAAGCCCCAGAUCAAGCCUCUGUUUUCCACUUGAUUGUGUGGGGUUCCAGCUGAGCACAUGAUCAACUUGGAAAGCCCCUGUGUGUGUGUGUGUGUGUGUGUGUGUGUGUGUAUAGUAACCCUGGGCUCAGUCCUCAUGCUCUGCAAUGGUAAUUAACACAAUCAUAUUAGGUGGUAAUUGCAGGUUGUCCAGGCACUGGCUCUUCCCUCCUGCUCUAGGUGGGAGGGGCCUCAGCCAGCUCAGCUGACCGACUUUGGGUUUCAAGCUGCUAGAGUUGAAGGGGAGGCAGGGCUGCAUGGCAAUGAAAUGAACACCUAGGUGUUUACAGGGUGUGGUUUGUGAGCUGGGCACCUGUUUACCCACUUUACCAUGGUUGGUAUUAGCUCCUGCCCUCAGGGCCACUGAUGUUAGGCCUUGGUUCAGGGCUGCUCCAGGUGCAGUGCAGCCUUGGUUUGAAUCCUGGCAGGUUGCCCCUUCUCUGGGACUCAGUUUCCUCCCCAGCACCCUGCAUCCUAACCUGAUGGUGGCGUGAGAGGGUUAGAGACUGACACCCAGCACUGUGUUCUGCUCACUGGAGUGCUGGGGUGAGAAUCAGGCUCUCCCAUUGCCAGAGAGAGAGGGCUAGGCUGGGCCUGAGUUGGGCAUCUGUUGAGUCUUCUGGCUGUCUUGAUUGAAACAGGGUGGGCUUUAGGCCUCAGGGAGAUUAGCCUAGACUGGUCUGCCUCAGAACUCACGUGCCACACCACACCACACUACAGGAGAGCUGAUCUACGCUGAUACCAAGAAGGCAAGAGUGAUGUUUUUGUCCCUUUCUAAGUUCUGGAUUUUUCUUAACCUGAGAAGGGACUAAGUGUAAGACGUGAACUGCUGACCACAUGAUAGAGCUAGCUAGUAUUCCAUAUGUUAGCUGUUUGCAAUAGCUGCUCAAAGCACCCUGGCUGCACACAGCAAAUGAUGCAUAUGGAAAGUGCUCAGUGUUCAUUAGUUGGUGCUCAAAUCUGGCUACUGAGUCUAUAGAAGAAGGCGGGUCCCCAUGGUGACUCGUGUCCCAGAUGACAUCCAGAACCCUCUCUCAACUUGGGCAGUUUAGAGCAACAGUUAGAUGUAUUAUGACACCACAAGACCAGGUAACAAUCAAGUUCCAAAGAAACCCAGGACAUAUGGCUGACUACGGUGCAUGCUGGCAGCCAGGUUCUGUGACUCCACUCUGCUCUUCUUAUCCCUCCUCCCUGCACCUUCCUCCAGACUUCUCUAGCCCAGGAGUGUCUGAUGCCAAUCAAAACCUGCCAUUUUGUCCAAA